This is a messenger RNA of Sordaria macrospora k-hell, 840 nucleotides long. RefSeq lists its product as uncharacterized. Lineage: Eukaryota; Fungi; Ascomycota; Sordariomycetes; Sordariales; Sordariaceae. The record is from RefSeq and is a predicted model, not a curated record.
AUGGACGGUCUUCAAGUUGUGGGUAACAAGCGGGCCGGAGAAGAUGCGCCCGAGGUGGUUUACAUGAGAGGCGAUGCACCGGAGGUAGUUCCGGGGGCUGCACCUGAAGUGGUGCCUUUAACAACUUUACAUGCUGAGAAGUCGACCGUAGGCCUGACGGCCGCACCCUACGGGUAUCACCACUCACCUUCAACCUCACCGGCGCCACCCGAAAGCCAACCGUUAUUCUACCCGCCAGCACAUCUUCAACCAGGUCAAUAUGGGGACUCACCGGACAUGUACGACGGGUCGCAGAUGAGCUAUCCUCCAUCGCAGGCCGGACGUUCCACGGGGCCGCCAAAGAAGAAGAACGAGAGAAUUUGCGGUAUAAAAAGGACUCUUUUUCUCAUCCUACUUGCCGGUGGAGGUCUACUUCUCAUGGGGAUUGCGAUAGGCGUAGGAGUGGGAGUCGGCGUUGGGACCAAAAGCGAUAGCGCCGAAGCGAGGGCCACACCAAGUACAACACCCACAGCUACCUCAAGCACCCCAGCAGGACCAACCAACUGUCCAGACGUAGGCGAGAGGACGUAUCUCACCAAGAACGACAAGAAAUUCCUCCACACGUGUGGAAUCGAUUAUGGCGGCGACAACGAGGCCCACGACCUGACGAACGCAAAGACAACGACCUUUGACGAGUGCAUCGAGAAGUGCUCGACAACUGAAGGGUGUACGGGGGCGGGAUGGGAAGACCUCCAGGACGACGGGCAAAACAAGUAUCGCCGGACGUGCUGGAUGAAGAGUAACUUGCAAAAGUCGCACAACGCGGAGAUGAGCUACAGCUUUGCCGUGCUGGUUGAGUGA